Molecule: messenger RNA, 1895 nt
Organism: Chlorella variabilis
Lineage: Eukaryota; Viridiplantae; Chlorophyta; Trebouxiophyceae; Chlorellales; Chlorellaceae
Exons: 10
Coding region: 87-1613 (508 amino acids)
Biological process (GO): one-carbon metabolic process; dTMP biosynthetic process; tetrahydrofolate biosynthetic process
Cellular component (GO): cytosol; mitochondrion
Molecular function (GO): dihydrofolate reductase activity; thymidylate synthase activity
Source: RefSeq, a predicted model, not a curated record
CUUUUAUCCCGGGGCCCUCCCCAAGCCCCCCACAGACGCCAGCCAUCCCGUUUCAAAAACUGGAGCCAGAGCCGUAGCGUGCAGCCAUGACGCCCGAGCAGGCGCGGCGCACCAUUCAAAUCGUUGUGGCGGCCACCAAGCAGUGGGGCAUCGGCAAGGGCGGCAGCCUGCCGUGGAGCCUGCCUGGGGACAUGAAGUACUUUCGGGAGCUGACCUCGCGUACCGCCGACCCCGCCAAGCAGAACGUGGUCAUCAUGGGGCGCAAGACCUGGGAGUCCAUCCCCGCCAAGUUCAGGCCGCUGGCGGGGCGCAUCAACGUGGUGCUCACACGCGGCGCCGUGGCGGGCGACGAAAACGCGAGCGCGCCAGGCAACGCCACCGCCGCGCUUGCAGAGGCCAGCAAGGCGGAGGGCGUGCACAUCAGCAGCAGCCUGGACAGCGCGCUGGAGAUGCUGAGCGGGCCGGAGUUUGAUAGCCGUGUGGAGAGCGUGUUUGUCAUUGGCGGCGGCCAGGUGUACAAGGAGUGCAUGGAGUCGCCGCUGCUGUCGGCCAUCCACCUGACGCUGGUGGAGGGGGAGGCUGCGGAGGCCGCCAACUGCGACACCUUCAUGCCGCCGGUGGACGAGAGCCGGUUCCGGCUGUGGAGCGCGUCGGCGCCGCGCAGCGUGGGCGGCACGCGCUACUCUUUUUUGUGCUACACCCGCGCCGGGCAGGAGGGCCUGCCGGCGCUUCCGCCGACGGUGGCCAGCCGGCACGAGGAGCACCAGUACCUGGAGAUGAUUGAGGAUGUGAUGGCCAACGGCGUGUUCCGCGGCGACCGCACCGGCACCGGCACCUACAGCAAGUUUGGCGCCACCAUGCGCUUCAACCUGCGCCACUCCUUCCCCCUGCUCACAACCAAGCGCGUGUUCUGGCGGGGCGUGGCUGAGGAGCUGCUGUGGUUUGUGAGCGGGUGCACGAAUGCGCGGGUGCUGAUGGACAAGGGGAUCCACAUCUGGGAUGGAAAUGGAUCGCGCGAGUACCUGGACUCCAUAGGCCUCAGCCACAGGGAGGAGAUGGAUUUGGGCCCCGUGUACGGCUUCCAGUGGCGCCACUUUGGGGCUGAGUACACCGACAUGCAUGCAGACUAUGGCGGCAAGGGCGUGGACCAGCUGGCAGAGCUGAUCCACAAGAUAAAGACGAACCCAAACGACCGCCGCCUGGUGCUCUCGGCCUGGAACCCGGCUGCGCUCACGGACAUGGCGCUGCCGCCCUGCCACAUGUUCUGCCAGUUUUACGUGGCAGAUGGCGAGCUCAGCUGCCAGAUGUACCAACGGUCGUGCGACCUGGGCCUGGGCGUGCCCUUCAACAUCGCUUCCUACUCAUUGCUCACAUGCAUGGUGGCUCAGGUGUGCGGUCUGCGGCCCGGCGACUUUGUGCACGUCCUGGGUGACGCGCAUGUGUAUGCCAACCACGUGGGCCCCCUGCGGGACCAGCUGAAAAACGCGCCGCGCCACUUCCCACGCCUGCUCAUAAACCCCGCCAAGACCGACAUCGACUCAUUCGUGUUUGACGACUUCCAGCUGGAGGGCUACCAGCCGCACAAGGCCAUCAAGAUGCAGAUGGCGGUGUGAUGCGGCGGCAGAGGGUCAGCGCAGGCCCUCGCAGCCCAGGCGCAGCCAGGUUGCCCCAUAGCACGACAGCAGCAGUGCGUAGACAGGGCCAGCAAAUGGCACCAGCCGCCCCCAGCUAGACAGCUACUUACACGGUGGCGCUGCUGCCGAUCACGCGAGGCAGCGGCAAGCUGGCAGACAGCACAGGUGCACCGCUGUGCAAUGCGCACGGUUACCUCGUUUCGCUGCUUGAUCGCUAUGCAUUUUUGUAGUGCCCAAGUGGCGUGUAACCAACAGGCAGAC